Messenger RNA from Cucurbita maxima (winter squash), 767 nucleotides. RefSeq lists its product as uncharacterized. Bases 78 to 764 code for a protein of 228 amino acids. The record is from RefSeq and is a predicted model, not a curated record. Lineage: Eukaryota; Viridiplantae; Streptophyta; Magnoliopsida; Cucurbitales; Cucurbitaceae. The transcript is spliced from 2 exons.
ACCAUGAUGGUCAUACAAAUCAACGCUUUCGUCUCUUUAUACAGCCUUGGUUGCUCUGUUUCCGACCUGCCAUUGACAUGGGAACCGUCCUCGAGACAAAACCCACCACCACUUUGGCGGCCUAUCUUGACCUUGAAGAUGACGAAACAAGAAUUUCUAGAAUCGACCCGUCCUGCCCCAGUUGUCGAUGCUCCAGAAAUUCCGGCCGAGACUGCUCCGCCAUUUCUCGCCCACCAAAGCGAAAUCUUUCUCGGAUGGCCAGAGCCAUCGUGUUUGGUACCAUUCUGAUCAAAAAAGUUCGUGAGAGAAGAAGCAACCACCAACAGAAAUCUGACCGCCGGAAACGAAGUUCAUCCCUGGAUUCUGGAAGUUCUCCGGUAGGCGGAAUUUACCAAAAAAACAGAGACAACCAACUAGUGGGAGUGGAGCCAUCUGGGUCAUCUCAGUCUUUUCCAAUUUCAAUAUCUAAACCCAGAAUUUCGGAAAAGAAAGCCAAUGGGAGUGCAACCAUCGGUGUGAGGCAGGGGAGUUGCUAUGCAUUUAAUUCCGGCGUUGGUUUGCUAUUAGUGAGUUCAGGAGGGACAGUGAUGCAGGGGAGAGUGAUUGGCAUUUUAAUCACAUCAAUUUGGGUAUACUUUUUUGCUUGGAUGCACAUGGAGGAUCGCUGGCUGAGGAAGAAACCUACAGAAUUUGCAGAAACAGAGGUGAGGGGCACUCUGAGGAGUGGCUGUCGGAACACAAUCGGACCUCUGUUUCGUGUUUAAUGG